Penicillium mononematosum is the source of this 393-nucleotide messenger RNA. RefSeq names its product EthD domain-containing protein. The coding region runs from base 1 to 393 and encodes 130 amino acids. NCBI's taxonomy places the organism in Eukaryota, Fungi, Ascomycota, Eurotiomycetes, Eurotiales, Aspergillaceae. Gene Ontology annotation, molecular function: oxidoreductase activity. The record is from RefSeq and is a predicted model, not a curated record. The transcript has 2 exons.
AUGCCUGUCAAGAUGUUAGUCUUUCUUUACCGCAACCCUCGCCUAUCACCGGAAGAAUUCAAGAAGUACUACGAGGCACACCUGGCGGGGAUUUCCCUCUUUCUCAUCAUCGGAACUAUAUCGCCCGCACUACCGCUGAAAUCCCCCCCGGAUGACUCCACCGCACGCAACGCCUUCACCCCGGCCACUAUACUGCGCGGGCGACAGCCAGACUUCGACUUUGACGCCUACGCCGAACUUACUUUCGCGGAUCAGGCUGCCUACCAGGCAUUCGCAGCCAAGAUAUAUGCCCCGGAUGCCGCCGCCCAGAUAACUGCUGACGAGGAUAAAUUUCUCGAUCGGUUGAAGCAAGGAGUUGUCUUGGUUGGGGAGGUGAGAGUUACUGUGAGAUGA